UCUUUUUUAGCAUAGAAAACAACAAACAGAAGAGUUAAAAACAUUAAAAAAAACAAAAAAAAAGAAAAAUAAAAGAAGAAGCUUGAGAGAUCUCCCCUCUUAUUACUCUCUCUGUGCCUACCGAAAACAAGAAGAUAGAGAAGAAAGAGAGAGAGAGGGAGAUGGGAUCAUCAGCUGGAGAUGGGUACGGUGGAGCUGAGGAACACUAUAUGUAUCAUGUACCCCAGCAGAGCCGGAGAGAGAAGCUCCGGUUCCAUCACGACGACCCUAACCCUAGCCCCAGCCCUUUCUUCCCUUCGUCCUCCUCCUCCUCCCAGAACCCUAACCCUAGCUACAGCACUUACAGCAUCUGCGCGCCAAAUUCUGUGUACAACCAGAUCUCGAGCCAGACAGCAGCAGUCUGGCUGUCGCUGUCGACGGUUCCGCCGCGUCAGCAGCUGACGGAGGGGAACAACCCGACUCCGUUUGGGCCGUUCACGGGCUACGCCGAGAUCUUGAACCGGUCGAGGUUUCUAGAACCCGCCCGGACGCUUCUCGAGGAAAUCUGCAACGUCGGUGGUGUCGUCGAUCGGUCGGUGAUCGGACGCGCGGACGGGAUGACAGCUGGCAUUGAGGCGGCGGGCAGGGGCCGGGGCGGGGAGCAGCAGCAGUGGAAGAAGACCAAGCUCAUCUCUAUGCUUGAUGAGGUAUACCGGAGGUACAAACUUUACCACCAGCAGGUACAAGCAGUGAUCGCAUCCUUCGAGUCCGUACCGGGCCUUAGUAGUGCCGCUCCAUAUGCUUCCAUGGCACUCAAAGUCAUGUCGAAGCAUUUCAGAUGCCUGAAGAAUGCAAUUUCUGACCAUCUGCAUCACAUAAACAAGGCUAUCGGAAAAGAGGGCUUCAGUGAAGAAGAAAAUUCUGGCUUUGGACUUAUCAACAGGCAGACAAACAACUAUGGUACUAUAAGACAACCUCAUGUUUGGAGGCCUCAGAGGGGACUUCCUGAAAGGGCAGUGGCUGUGCUUCGAGCAUGGCUCUUUGAGCAUUUCUUGCACCCAUACCCUACUGACACUGACAAGCAAAUGUUGGCUAAACAAACUGGCCUAACAAGAAACCAGGUGUCAAAUUGGUUUAUUAAUGCCAGAGUACGACUCUGGAAGCCAAUGGUUGAAGAAAUACACUCUCUUGAGAUGCGACAACAAAAUAAAGCUGGAGCUAGCGAUGCAAACCAUAACACCGACAAGCAACCUCAACUCCCAUCAUCUUCAACCGCAACCUCAUCCAACGAUACUUCCUUCUUUCACAAUCAAAAUCAAUCCUCUAAACGACCUCACGAUGAGCUUUCUCAAGUGUCUCACCACAUUCAAGAGCCUAAUUACAACUUUGUUUUUGAUGGUUUCCAUGGCCAUCAUAAUAUUGAAGUCGGAGGAGGUGUUGGAGUCAAAGAAAACGGUGAUGUCUCCCUCACUCUUGGACUCCACCAAAAUAACGGCAUUUGCUUGGCGGACCCAAUUCCAUUGAACGUUGUUCAUGGUUUUGGGCUUGGACUUGAGGAGUGCAAUGACCCUUAUGUGAUUGGUUCUUUCGGAGGGCAGGAUCGUCAAUUUGGGAAGGACAUUGGCGGGCGUUUGCUUCAUGAUUUUGUUGGAUGAAGAAUUACAAUAGCUUAGCAAAUUGUGGAUGUGUUCACAGUAUCAUGAUGGUGCAUCAUCGGGAGAUAGCACUAUUGAAGGCAUAAGAGCACCGUUUGCCUCCCUUUGAACUGGGAGUCACAGGUACGCACGCUGCUAGCAGAUCUAUAUAUGGAAUUAGUUCAUUGUAAUGAAUGGCACCAGUUGCAUUUUCUGUAUAUUUUGAUGUUGAGAAUGAUACAAUAUAUAUAUAUAUAUAUAUAUAUAUGCAUACAUGUUGAUCCUUUUAUAUGAUGAAUUAAUUAAAUCCCUUAUAUGA
Asparagus officinalis (garden asparagus) is the source of this 1932-nucleotide messenger RNA. Its product is annotated as BEL1-like homeodomain protein 9. Gene Ontology annotation, biological process: regulation of transcription by RNA polymerase II. Gene Ontology annotation, molecular function: RNA polymerase II cis-regulatory region sequence-specific DNA binding; DNA-binding transcription factor activity, RNA polymerase II-specific. Lineage: Eukaryota; Viridiplantae; Streptophyta; Magnoliopsida; Asparagales; Asparagaceae. The record is from RefSeq and is a predicted model, not a curated record.